AUGAAGAUAUGCCGAAACAGGAUGUCGACCAUGCUUCCUUUGUUCAGGGCGCAACGGAGGAACUACUCGUUUUGGGGCAAGCUUCCUUGGAAAUCCCAUGCGACUCCUUCCCCUCCUACGAACCCGGUGAACCCUGCUGUCAUGGAUAAAGCUGCCCGUAUACGUGCAAAGAGAAAUCACGAUCUGACUAACGUUUACCAUGUGAGGGAAGAAAAACAGCCCAAGAAAGACCUGAGUAUAUUUCAUUUUGAGUACGGCUACUCUUCCUACUCCCAUCAUUCAAGGGGUAAGAGAAUCCCGAUGAUCUCCUCCUUAUCGGAUCUCUCCGAUGGUGGUAAUUUGGCAGCGUUGUUACCAAAGCGAAGACCUCCAGGAUCUCCCAUUAAUACCCUUUCAAUAAGAAGCGGAGACGAUGCGAUGUUGGUUUCACCAACACUUUUAGGGCUGGCAGAUGGCGUUUCUAGUUGGAGUGACUUGGAGGAAGGUGAGGACGCUGAUGCUGGACUGUGGGCCAGGGCGAUGUUAGAAACCACAAGCCGCUUUGUCAUUCAGCAUCAGAACUCAGUGUGGCCUCAUGACAUCAAUGAAAGGGAGAUUGAGCAAAUUUUGGAUGAUAGCUUUUUCCAUUCCACUGACCUGAUGGAUCUAGACAACUGCCAUGGAUCAUCUACAUUUAUCAUGGCAUUACUGAGUUACAGUGGGAAGUUGAACGUUGUGAGCAUAGGGGACAGCAAAAUAUUCGUGUUCAGAGACGGGAAAAUAGUUUUCAAGAACGAGGAGCAAAUGACCAGCCCACUCUGCCCUGUUCAAAUUGGAACCAAUGAUCUUAGACAUCUUCCAUCUGCCAAAUGUUGGUACAAAACUUUUGAGUUACAACAAGAUGAUUUAAUAGUAAUGUGCUCCGACGGUGUUACGGACAACUUGUGGGAAAAAGAGCUAGAGCAAUUAGUUGCCCAAAAAUAUUUCAAAGAAGGUCAAAAUGUCCGACAGUUGGCCAAUUCGAUACUGAAAGAGUCCAGAGAAGUUGCAUUCGAUAAUUUUGCUAUAACUCCUUACGUUGAGAAGAUCAACGACGUUUCUUCCAAUAAGGGGGCUAAAGAUAAUUUCAUCAUGGGAGGUAAAGUGGACGACAUCUCCGUUUGUGUUGCCAGGGUGGUAAAUAAAUAG
Molecule: messenger RNA, 1167 nt
Organism: Komagataella phaffii GS115
Lineage: Eukaryota; Fungi; Ascomycota; Pichiomycetes; Pichiales; Pichiaceae
Product: Mitochondrially localized type 2C protein phosphatase
Exons: 1
Coding region: 1-1167 (388 amino acids)
Source: RefSeq, a predicted model, not a curated record